Molecule: messenger RNA, 1263 nt
Organism: Mesorhabditis spiculigera
Lineage: Eukaryota; Metazoa; Nematoda; Chromadorea; Rhabditida; Rhabditidae
Source: the annotation of a GenBank genome assembly
AUGGAUUUGACGAAGCGGGCUGCUGAGGAGAUCGAGGAUGAGGUCGUUCCAGUGAAGAAGCCAAACUUGGAAGAGGAGAAGACCGGAAGUGAUGAUGUCAAGGAUAUCAAAGUCGAAAAAUCGGAGAAUGGUGCUAACGAGGCGGAGCCUGAGGAAAAGCUUGAUGUUGAAAAAGAAAACGGUGAAACUCAAGUUCCGGAUGAUAAAGUCGAGCCCAUAGAAAUCCCAACUGAAAUCGACCCACCAACCGCUCAACAAGAAGCCGUAAAUCUGGCAGAUGGAGCCACCGCAAACGACGCGUACCGCGAUGCAGGUGUUCCGGAGACCGAAAAAAUACCAGACAUCAACAUCAGUCCGGUGGAAGCGGAGGAGGAGCAGGUGGAGCAGAGAAAGGAGCAGGAGGUGGAGAAAAAAGCUGAUGCUCCAGAAGAGAAGAAGGUAGAGGAUGCUCGAAAAGUGGAGGAAGUGAAAACUGUGAAAGUCGAGAGAGCCAAGCGGGAUGCGGCUUACAUGAAAAAGGCUCUUGAUGAAUGGUUCAAUGGUGGUACUCCACCUACGACAACUACGACCUCAUCUACCAAUACCAGUUCAACUACAAACUCCGAUGCUCCAGGCCCAAGCACCGCUCAAGCUAAUCGAAACAUCGAUCUUUCAGCCUUCCAGUCCCAAGAUUGGGAGCAUGACUUGUUUGUGAAAUGCCCACACAUCAUUCGGACCCCGAAUUGUCCAAUGACUAGCCAAACGGCCGCUGGCGCGCUGCAGGCGAUUAUAAGUCGUGUCACGCAAGAAGCGGCAGCUGUUGGCAUCUACCCCACAAAGUUCAAUGCGGCUGGGGAAUUGGUGCCCGUGCAUCUGGCGGAUGAUGCACCACCACGUCCCACCUUUGCUACGGCUGAGCUUAUGCCAAGGCUUCUGCCUCUGCCUAUCGUAUCCCGAUCCGAUUUAGUGAUGCAGGAGGUUAAGGAGACCCAGGGGCAGAAGAAACAGGAUGAAGCGAUUCCAGCUCUUGUUGCGGAGAUGACGGAUACUACUGUGGAGCAGGAGGACAAAGCGGAAAAGGCCAAAAAUGAGGCGAAAACUGAGGCUGCUAAUGCAAGCGCUGAAAAAGCUGACGCGACUGAACCUGCGGAAGCUGGUGAAAAUGCCGAUAAAACCGACACAGACGAAAUUGUCGAAAAAGCCGAAGCUGCUGAGAAAUCUGCACCCGCUGAACCUGUUGAAAACGCCGAAGCCCCUGCCGUUAUGCCUGCCCUUGCAGAAGAC